Messenger RNA from Penicillium odoratum, 2142 nucleotides. RefSeq lists its product as uncharacterized. Gene Ontology annotation, molecular function: telomerase RNA binding; telomeric repeat DNA binding; protein binding. Gene Ontology annotation, biological process: nuclear-transcribed mRNA catabolic process, nonsense-mediated decay. The record is from RefSeq and is a predicted model, not a curated record. The transcript has 2 exons. Lineage: Eukaryota; Fungi; Ascomycota; Eurotiomycetes; Eurotiales; Aspergillaceae. Gene Ontology annotation, cellular component: telomerase holoenzyme complex. Bases 1 to 2142 code for a protein of 713 amino acids.
AUGGAUCACACUAAAUUCCGUCCUAGGAAACAUACUGGGCGCUCUGAAGAUUUGAUUUCCGAGUCGAUGGCGAGUCGCAUGUCAGCGGUUAGCCCGCCAUUAUCAAGUGGCAGGCCAAAUUCCAGCAUGGUUGAUGAAGGCACGCUCGACACGCACAGUAGUAACGGUGCGAGGAGGGUGAAAUCAUCCCGUGCUACUGCCACACGUGCCGAGAAACUCCGACGCAGAGCGAGUCCUAGACUUUCGGGAGAUUCAAAUCAGAUUCUCGGUUAUCAUCGCCAUGUGGCUGGGAUGGUACCCCAGAGAGCGCUUGAUGCAGGGGUCUCGGAGUUGCAAGAUCACAUGCAUGGGGGUCCCCGCCCGGACUUGCCCAGAUUCUACUCCAGCCCGCCUUUGGGUUCAUCGAAUGAACUGAGUGGUCAAAGUAUGCAAUUCCGGGAUGUCUCGACGCCGUCAAAUGAUAUAGAAAUGUCGGACCCGGCCUUGGAUCUUACAAGUCCGAUAAUAGACAGGCAUGAGUAUCAGGGAAUGUUCCGACAAGUGGAAACCAAUCCUAUCACUCAAGACCAAUUGAUCAAUGAGGUGAGGCAGAUAUAUGCCGGGCUUGCGAUGGUCGAAAAGAAGUGUAUAGAUAUCGACAAGCAGCAAACUGAGUUGAAAGGGGAUUUAUCGGAAUCGCAGUGGCAAGCCUUGAUUUCCCUGCAUCGAACAUUGCUAUAUGAGCAUCACGACUUCUUUCUGGCUUCACAGCACCCAACCGCAAGUCUAGUGCUAAAGCGACUUGCCGAAAAGUAUGCCAUGCCCGCACGAAUGUGGCGUUAUGGAAUUCACUCAUUCCUAGAGCUCUUGCGGCAGAAACUACCAAAGUCGUUGGAUUAUAUGUUGAAUUUCAUCUAUCUCGCCUAUUCGAUGAUCACAUUACUGCUGGAGAGUGUAUCCGCCUUCCGGGAAACAUGGAUUGAGUGUCUAGGAGAUUUGGCACGUUAUCGAAUGGCCAUCGAGGAGUCCGAUAUGAGAGACCGGGAAAUUUGGGCAGGAGUGUCCCGGUACUGGUACAAUCUGGAUGCAGAUCGAAGCCCCGAUGUUGGUCGAAUUCAACAUCAUCUUGCAGUGUUAGCUAGACCAGAUGGUCUGCAGCAACUUUUCUAUUACACCAAAGCCCUGGUUUGCGUGCGUCCAUUCCCAAAUGCCCGAGAGAGCAUUAUCCUUCUCUUCAAUACCUAUAGAGGACAUGUACUUACUCAGUACACGAUUAUUACCACCUUUAUUGCGACACAUGGGGUUUUAUUCUCGCAAGGCACGGCCGAGCAAUUCGUUGCCGCAGCCAAUCUAUUCUUAUCCCUACUCCGAAGCGAAUUCCAUCAGCUGGAUUGCCAAGGGCAACAAGGGGUCUAUAUGAUGUCUUGUAACUUUGCCUCGAUAUUGCAAUAUGGCGAAGCUGAAGGAGAAAUGGCAUUGGAAUUUGCAGCAAGGCAAGGCGAAACUCUAGCCGAAGCACAUAAAUUUGCGCUGGAGUGGACUAGCUCAUCCGAGAAUCAAUCAAAUUCCAACUCAAGUCCAGCCUCGAUUACAUCCCGAGGGAGUGCUCUUGCCUUCCAUACCCUCAGCAUCUUUCUUGAUCAAGUGAAAAAACCCGAAAUAUACAGCAGCAUUCACACAUCCCUAGCUUUUAUCUGGUGCUUAUCUCUCCGGCCUACCGCCAUGCAACAACUCGAGACCAUGAUCCCAUGGCUAGCCAUCACAAAGUUCCUCAACACGCUACUCGAACCCGAAACCAACUUUUCCAAGAUCGAGGGCGAAGCCUUCCCCAUCUUCGAAGAAACAACACAGCAACUUUCCGAAGACUUCCUCAUUCGCGGCCAACUCUGGAGUCAGCUGUACUACCCAGAGAACUUCUUCGCAGAUGCCCCUUCAGAAGACAACAGACCAAUUAUAGAAGAGCCCACGACAAUCAUUCCAAGACGACAUAGAUGCCUUUGGUUAGGCGUACGAAUAGCAACGUUUAAUCGAUGGAUAACAUACAGUCGAGAUCGGAAGUUUGCACCAACACAGCUCGCGCACGAGUUUGCCACUAUUGCGAAUACCUGCGGUCAUCUCAGUGUACCAGGACCACCAGCUGAUCACGACAUGAACGGAGCCUGA